AUGUCCGCUCUCCGCUUCGCCCCCUCCUUCCGGGCCGCUGUCCGCUCCACGCCCGGACGACAGUUCUCGACGUCCUCUGUGCGCUGCGCCCGUGACACUAGUGCGCGUGCGCCGCGCUCGGGCGGGCGCAAGUGGGCCACUGGUCUGGCUCUCGUUGCGGCCGUUCCGAUUGCUUUUCUCGCUGGCGCGUGCUACCCGCCUCAGCUCGUGCUCAUGUUCAACCCGCGCUACUCGCCCCCUCCGCCAGACAAGGACAGCAAGCACGGCCAGGCGCUGAUGGAGGAGACGGAGCGCGAGCUGCAGAACCUCAUGGUCGUGGCACAGCUGCGCGCCAAGCAGGGAUGGUACGAGGCGCGCCCGUACGAGAAGUUUGACCCGCGCAAGGUGCACAACUCUCUGACUGCUGGCUCGCUGCGUGGACCGGGCAAGCUGGCUGUCCCGCCCAUUGCGUUCGCGAAGGAGGACGAGAGCGAGGCCGUCGUCAUUGUCCACCUCGGACGUGCGCUCUGCGGCCACGACGGCAUCGUGCACGGCGGACUGCUCGCGACCGUCUUCGACGAGACCCUCGCCCGCAACGCCCUCAUGGUCCUCCCCUCGCACAUUGGCGUCACCGCCAACCUGAACAUCAACUACAAGUCGCCGUGCAUGGCUGACCAGUUCGUCGUCGUGCGCACGCAGCUCGAGUCCUACAAGGGCCGCAAGGUGAACGUCUCCGGACGGAUGGAGACGCUGGACGGACAGGAGAUUGCCAACGCGACCGCGCUCUUCAUCGAGCCCAAGUGGGCCCAGUUCCUCGAGUCGUCGGGCGUCACCGAGGCCCUCGGCAUCCCCAAGAAGAAGAUGGAGGAGAUUGAGAUGGCCGUCCCCGGCGUGUCGGGCGUGACGGGGGAGAACAACCGCCAGGUUUGA
Trichosporon asahii var. asahii CBS 2479 is the source of this 909-nucleotide messenger RNA. RefSeq lists its product as uncharacterized. The record is from RefSeq and is a predicted model, not a curated record. The transcript has 2 exons. The coding region runs from base 1 to 909 and encodes 302 amino acids. Lineage: Eukaryota; Fungi; Basidiomycota; Tremellomycetes; Trichosporonales; Trichosporonaceae.